CCGACUAUUCGUCGGUCUUUCCUGUGUGUCGGCCAUCUUGGUGGCUUUAAACUGUCAACAUGCAGAUCUUUGUCAAGACUUUGACGGGUAAAACCAUCACUUUAGAGGUGGAACCCAGUGAUACUAUUGAAAAUGUCAAAGCAAAAAUUCAAGAUAAAGAAGGAAUUCCACCCGACCAGCAGAGGUUGAUCUUUGCCGGUAAACAACUUGAAGAUGGACGUACGUUAUCUGAUUACAAUAUCCAGAAAGAAUCAACCUUACAUUUAGUACUUCGUCUUCGUGGUGGUGCCAAAAAAAGGAAGAAGAAGACUUUCACAACACCGAAGAAAACUAAGCAUAAGAAGAAGAAGGUUAAGCUGGCUGUAUUGAAAUAUUACAAGGUGGAUGAGAAUGGCAAGAUAACCCGUCUGCGUCGUGAGUGUCCCAAUGAAGAUUGUGGUGCGGGGGUGUUCAUGGCAUCUCACUUUGAUAGACAAUACUGUGGAAAGUGCUGCCUCACGUAUGUUUUCAACAAACCAGAAGAUAAAGCUUAGAUUUGUUGACAAUUUAUACAAAAAUGUAAUUCAACAGAGUCUAUAAACAAGUAAAACUCACUUGUCAAAAAAAAAAAAAAA
Messenger RNA from Saccoglossus kowalevskii, 614 nucleotides. RefSeq names its product ubiquitin-ribosomal protein eS31 fusion protein. Lineage: Eukaryota; Metazoa; Hemichordata; Enteropneusta; Harrimaniidae. Gene Ontology annotation, molecular function: protein binding; structural constituent of ribosome. Gene Ontology annotation, biological process: translation. The record is from RefSeq and is a predicted model, not a curated record. Gene Ontology annotation, cellular component: ribosome.